UUUUGUAGAUGGUUAUGUUAUUGUCAUGUACCAGGCCUAUGUGAUAGUUUACCUCGAUCUGAAACUACCGUUAUAUUUGGUAGAACAUUAUUACGUUCAGUAUUUCGAACUAUGAGAAGACAGUUGUUAGAUAAAUUCAGAGCAGAAAAAGAUAAAAUGCCACCAGAUAAGAGGACACUUGUUUUGACACAUUUUCCUAGGUAA
Lottia gigantea (owl limpet) is the source of this 204-nucleotide messenger RNA. RefSeq lists its product as hypothetical. NCBI's taxonomy places the organism in Eukaryota, Metazoa, Mollusca, Gastropoda, Lottiidae. The annotation marks the transcript as partial. Gene Ontology annotation, molecular function: histone acetyltransferase activity. Gene Ontology annotation, biological process: regulation of DNA-templated transcription. The record is from RefSeq and is a predicted model, not a curated record. Gene Ontology annotation, cellular component: nucleus. The transcript has a single exon.